AUGAAAAAACGAACUUCUCCUCGUUCUCGAAAUGCUAUGAAGGAACCAAAAGAAUUUGAAUUUGCUAAACUUGCAAUCACUCCAGAAUUAGCAGAGAAGCGAAAAGAAAUGAUGGUAAAGAAUGACGAACUAGAAGAAGCAAAAUCAAAAUUCGAAGAGUGGAAAGUUGACUUCCAAUCAAGAAAAGCAGAAAUAGAUGAUAAAAUGUCAAAACUCGAAGACCAAAAACGCAAUUUGAUUCAAUUUACUCGUCAUCAUAAUUUAGAACUCGAAAAAGCGCAACAACGUGAAGAAGAAUCUAAAAUAAAAAUGAUUAAUAUAAGAAAAGAAAUCGAUGUUCUUAAAAAAGAAGAUGAUCAAUUGCAAUCUCAAAUCGAUGAUUUGAUGAAAAAGAUCAAUCAAUUGCAGCCAUGCGCCGAUUACUUGCAGGCAGCUGUUGACUACAGCCCUAACUUCGAUUCGGUUGAAUAUAUGUUAAAUCGCUAUCAUUCUAUCAGUGAAACAAGAGCUGAGUUUUUGGGCAAAUAUCAAAACUUGCUUAUGACAUUUGGAGAUGAUAGUAAGAAGCUUGAUGAACUUCUUAAACUUAGAAAAGCAUAUUUAAUCGAUCGAACAAUGAAGUUUAACAAAGAAAUCGCAAAAUACGAGCAAACAAAGCAACAAAGAGAAUACAGAAAAAUGUCUUUGAUUAAAGAUGUUCAAAGAAUCGAAGAAAAAUUAAUUGAAUUAUCUUCGAUUAAAACAUCUAUUCGUACCAUUUAUGAGAGCGCAAUGGACAGAAUGCAAUCAAAUGAUGCUAGAAAGAAAGCUCCUCCAGCAAGUUCUCUCACAGAAGAACAGAUGCUGAUAGCAAUCCAGAAUAGAUUUAGUGAUCUAUCCGAAAUCAUCAAGGCUGCUAAUGUGAAAGUCAUUAUAUGA
This is a messenger RNA of Trichomonas vaginalis G3, 918 nucleotides long. RefSeq names its product DUF4200 domain family. The transcript has a single exon. Lineage: Eukaryota; Parabasalia; Trichomonadida; Trichomonadidae. The record is from RefSeq and is a predicted model, not a curated record. The coding region runs from base 1 to 918 and encodes 305 amino acids.